AUGUCGCUAUCUCGCUUGAACAGAGCUCUUCCACAGCAAGUCUUGGCCAUUCGGUUGGCUCACGUCUACAAGCCGGCAGCCAGACAAUUGCAAGUCCCAGCUGGAACUCAAGGAUUCUUCCGUUAUGAAAGAGAUGUCUCUCGUGACAAGCGUUACUCCAAUCCUCAGAAGCCAGGAGAUACUCCAUCCAGGUACGUUGAAAAAAAUCCCUUUCUAUUGGUCCUUUUAGAUUCAUGUUGAGAAAACUGGGUCAUGCCUACGAGUUGUACCCAUUGUUCGUUCUUGUUGGAGCUUGGUUCGUCAUCUUCUGUUACACUGUCUAUAUCUCCUUCGAAAAGAUCGAGAUCUGGUUGGACAGAAGUGAGUUUGCUUUGCUAAAACUAACCUGAUUUACAUUGAUUUCUUUGGAACUGAUUCGAUACUAAAAAAUUGAAACUUUAAUUGCUAUCUUAACUAUUAAUAGCUCCUCGGGUUAUGAACUACUUUUGCUAAUAAAUGUACGUUUAGGUCAGGAAAAAGCUCCAUGGGAUUGGGAGAGAAUCCGUGACAACUACUACAAGAAGCCCACGCUGGUGUUCGACAGAGAGGGAGUCAGCCACGCUCGUCUCGAGAUCAUGGAGAAGCUGCAAGACGAGAUGGUCAAUGCUGCCAAAGCCCGCGGAACUCGUUAA
Molecule: messenger RNA, 671 nt
Organism: Bursaphelenchus okinawaensis
Lineage: Eukaryota; Metazoa; Nematoda; Chromadorea; Rhabditida; Aphelenchoididae
Source: the annotation of a GenBank genome assembly